Messenger RNA from Candoia aspera, 2028 nucleotides. It is a transcript of the gene SNAI1, whose product is annotated as snail family transcriptional repressor 1. Lineage: Eukaryota; Metazoa; Chordata; Lepidosauria; Squamata; Candoiidae. Gene Ontology annotation, molecular function: RNA polymerase II cis-regulatory region sequence-specific DNA binding; DNA-binding transcription factor activity, RNA polymerase II-specific. The transcript has 3 exons. The record is from RefSeq and is a predicted model, not a curated record. Gene Ontology annotation, biological process: regulation of DNA-templated transcription. Bases 337 to 1119 code for a protein of 260 amino acids.
CCCGAAGCUUUGUGGAGCGGUCCGGCCGCUCAAACGAGCCCGCAACUUCGCCAGCGGGUUUUGUUUGCGGAGCACCUGCUGGAAGAGGCACGCAGCUGGACCCCUCCCCGCCUUUGUCGAUUGGCUGCCAAAUGACACGGGGGGGCGGGUCGGCCUCGCCCCCUGCCGCUCGGCCCAUAUUAGCUCGUGGCCGUGCUGCUCGGGGUGCUUACAUCGGAGCGGCCUGGCGGGCGGCGGAGGAGGAGGAUUAGGGUUUAUUUGGGAAAGAAGCGGGGAGCGUCGUGACUGCAGUUCACUCUCCGCAACAGCUCGGAUCGGAGCCGCGUCGCCAGAAAGAUGCCGCGCUCCUUCCUCGUCAAGAAACACUUCUCGGCCAGCAAGAAGCCCAAUUACAGCGAAUUGGAAAGCCAAACGGUGAUUGUCUCUCCAUUUUUGUAUGACAAGUACCCCCUGUCUGUCAUCCCACAACCAGAGCUCUUGAGUGCUGGUUCUUACUACCCUCCUCUGGUCUGGGACACAGGGCUGUUCUCUAAUUUCUUCACCUCUGAAUCGGAGUACAAGAAAAGUGCAGCUUCUCCACCCAGCCCUGACUCGAAACCUCUGGACCUCACCUCCCUGUCGAGCGAAGAGGAGGAUGGCAAGGCGAGCUCUGGCCCGCCCAGCCCGGCCUCGUCUGCCACAGAAGCCGAGAAAUUCCACUGCAGUCAGUGCAGCAAGUCUUACUCGACUUUUGCAGGCCUUUCCAAGCAUAGACAGUUGCAUUGUGACUCCCAGACCAGGAAAUCUUUCAGCUGCAAAUAUUGUGAAAAGGAAUACGUGAGCUUGGGGGCUCUCAAGAUGCACAUCCGAAGCCAUACCUUGCCUUGUGUGUGUAAGAUCUGUGGCAAAGCUUUCUCCAGGCCAUGGCUCCUGCAGGGCCACAUCAGAACGCACACUGGGGAAAAGCCAUUUUCCUGCACGCACUGCAGCCGGGCCUUUGCUGACCGCUCAAACCUCCGGGCUCAUCUGCAGACCCACUCAGAUGUUAAGAAGUAUCAGUGUAAAACUUGCUCCCGGACUUUCUCUCGCAUGUCACUUCUCCACAAACAUGAAGAAACAGGCUGUGUUGGGACCCGCUAAAUGCUCCAGCUGAAUACCAUGGACUCCUCCAUGCAAAUCCAUGUAUUGUAACUAGUGUCCGUAGGAAAAUAGUUCUGCUGAGCUGCCACAAACAGCAUAUACUGAACUCUGGUUGUUUCCAGCUGCUUCAGGCCUUAAAGCAUCAUACACAAUACUUCACUCUUUGUCUUCAAGAGAAUUUUUAAAACCCGAUUUGCCAUUUUAUUCCAUCCCCUGGCCCCAGCAGUGGCCAAAUGCUUCUUGACUCAAGCCCAUGAAAGAUUACUGCUUCAUCAGAAAUGAUGGGUUGACAAAACAAUGUGAGGUGAUGUUUUAAAAUGAGCUUCUAAAAUCUGGUGCCCUCCAGUUGUGUGGAACGAAUACCCCCCGACUUUUUAGAAAAGGAAUUUUUGUCAUGGAACGUGGAACUUAUAGCCCAACACUUCUGCAGGGCACCAGUAUGGCAAUAGCUACUCCAAACUGAAAUCUGGCUAAAAACUUCUUGUUAAGCUGCUUCUCAAAAGAGGUCAGAUACUUCCUUCUGGAACUUGCAAGCAGAUUAUAGAGGUGUUGAUUACCUCUGUCUCCCACCCCCUGCAUCUGGUACUCGAAGUAUACUGCCACUAAGUGGAAACUCCUUGAGGGCUUUCAUAUCUAACAGCCAUUGAGUCCUGUCCCCUGAGCAUUUUUCCCAAUCAGCUUCACAGCCAUCUAAAUUAAUAGCAGUCACUGAUGUUCCUUAUUUGUUUUACAAAUGUGAGGAUAUUCUGAGUCUUGUGCCUAGCUUGCCUGAAAGAUCACAGCCUUUCAUUUUUACCCUUAAGGAAGAUGACCAGAAUAAUAGAUUCACAGUAACUCACGACCCUGAAUUGAUAUGCCGCUAAACAAAGGGCAAAAAGCUAAGUAUUAACGCUUCCCCUGCCACCACCU